Molecule: messenger RNA, 3654 nt
Organism: Aspergillus affinis
Lineage: Eukaryota; Fungi; Ascomycota; Eurotiomycetes; Eurotiales; Aspergillaceae
Product: seryl-tRNA synthetase
Exons: 20
Coding region: 1-3654 (1217 amino acids)
Biological process (GO): seryl-tRNA aminoacylation
Cellular component (GO): cytosol
Molecular function (GO): tRNA binding; ATP binding; oxidoreductase activity, acting on the CH-OH group of donors, NAD or NADP as acceptor
Source: RefSeq, a predicted model, not a curated record
AUGCCAGCAGCGCCAAAGCAGCGAAAGAUAGCUAUUGUUGGCAGUCGAUCUGUUGGGAAAUCAUCCCUCACAGUGCGAUUUGUUGAACACCAUUUUGUAGAGAGCUAUUACCCGACCAUCGAGAACACGUUCAGCCGCAUCAUCAAAUUCAACGGCCAGGAUUUUGCAACGGAGAUAGUUGACACAGCUGGUCAAGAUGAGUAUAGCAUUCUGAAUUCUAAACAUUUUAUUGGAAUCCAUGGAUACAUCAUUGUGUACUCGGUGGCCUCCCGACAAUCCUUCGACAUGGUCAGAGUCAUUCGAGAUAAGAUACUAAACCAUCUUGGAGCAGACUAUGUGCCUCUUGUCGUCGUGGGAAAUAAAAGCGACCUCAAAGAUGAGCAACGCCAGGUAUCCCUAGACGAAGGCCGGCAUCUGGUAGAUGAGCUCCACUGUGCGUUCACCGAGGCUAGCGCUCGCCUUGGCUACAACGUCGACAGGGCCUUUGACUUAAUGAUUGGGGAAAUUGAGAAAUCGCAAAACCCGUCCCAGCCAACGGGAGGAAACAAGUGCAGUCUACUUGGAGGGUCGCCGGCAGUCGCUCGUGACCCGAAUAUGGGUGACAGUGAAUCCAUUACCAGCGAUAGGAAGACACUUGCCCAGUCAGGUCACUAUUCGGGGCCCCGUAAGGAAGGCUGGAUUUGUCACCGGUCGGGUCUGAACCUGCCGGCGUGCAGCCUUCCUGUUUUUGAAAUACGGUCUGUCUUCCUCGGCCUGGGACGCGAACUACCUUUGAAAAUGUUGGACCUUGCCGAUUUUGUCAGUGACCGCGGUGGAGACCUGAAGAAAAUCAAGGAAAGUCAGCGAAAACGGUUUGCCUCGGAAGAUGUAGUCGAUGAGGUUGUCGCUUUGUACGAGGAAGCUCGUCGAGCACGCUACGAAGUGAACAAAAUAGGUUCCCAACUGAACGCGCUCCUUAAGGAUAUUGGAAAGAAGAAGAAGAACAAGGAAGACGCAGGUGACUUGAUUGAGCAAAAGGCCGCCCUGGAGAAACAUAAAAAGGAAGCCGAAGACCUCGCUCUUCAAAAGGAAACCCAAAGGGAUAUUAAAGUUCGGACAAUUGGAAACUAUGUUCAUGAAUCGGUUCCCGUGAGCAACAAUGAGGAUGACAAUGCUAUCAUAAGAUCCUGGGCACCCGAAGCCUCUGCCACCGAAAAAUGCAACAGCCUGUCUCAUCAUGAGGUUCUCACCCGCCUUGACGGCUACGACCCUGAGAGGGGAGUGAAGAUUGUUGGCCACCGUGGGUAUUGCCUUACGGGCUACGGUCUUUUCUUGAACCUUGCGUUGAUCAAUUACGGUCUGGAGUUCCUAUGGGGCAAGGGAUACAAACCAAACCAGCCUCCUCAGUUUAUGCUCCGAGAAAUGAUGGCGAAAACGGCGCAGCUCGAGCAAUUCGACGAAGAACUGUACAAGGUCACGGAAAGUGAAGACAAAUCCACGGAUAAGUACCUGAUCGCUACCUCUGAACAGCCAUUGUCAGCACUGCAUGACGGAGAAUGGCUCCAGGACAAGGACCUUCCUAUCAAAUACGCUGGGUAUAGCACUUGUUACCGGAAAGAAGCCGGGGCACACGGUAAGGACGCUUGGGGUAUCUUUCGUGUUCAUCAGUUUGAAAAGAUCGAGCAAUUCGUCAUUACCAAACCCGAGAACUCCUGGGAAGCCUUUGAUGAGAUGAUGAACACCUCGGAGGAAUUUUACCGCUCUCUUGGACUUCCGUAUCAGGUUGUCUCCAUCGUUUCCGGGGCAUUGAACAAUGCCGCGUCCAAAAAAUAUGAUCUUGAGGCGUGGUUUCCGUUCCAAGAGGAGUACAAGGAACUGGUUUCCUGUUCAAACUGCACCGAUUACCAGUCGCGUGCAUUGGAAAUUCGCUACGGUAUCAAGAAGGCCACAGAUUUGAAGAAGUCCUAUGUCCAUGCUCUAAAUGCUACGCUUUGUGCAACCGAGCGGACGCUUUGUUGCAUUUUGGAAAAUUACCAAACAGAAGAUGGUUUCAUUGUGCCCGAGCCUCUGAGAAAAUACAUCCCGGGCGCCCCUGAAUUCCUCCCCUAUACUAAGGAGCUUCCCAAGGGCACUACAUCCCAGAAGUCAAAAGGUAAGCAGGGCUCGAAAGCUGCAGAUGGCGCCGAGGAGACCGCAAAGAAGAUCCAGAACUUGCAGGCCGAGGACGAGAGACAAGACGAUAAGAUCAUAAGCCGGUAUACAGAGCAUGGUCCACCAGUCACUUUGGUGGGGUCGAAAGACAUCAAUGCAAGCCCAGAGCUUUCUGGCUCCCCAUCCGCGUCGUUCCAGUCACAAUCGCCAAGUCAUGGAGGCUCCGCCUUCACGAAUCGAAUAAUCCCCCUGCCCAAUGCAAAGCACUUGAAACCGUUUGCAACCGAAGACAUCAAGGUUCUUCUUUUGGAAAAUGUGAACCAAACUGGCCGAGAGAUUCUUACAAAGCAAGGCUAUCAAGUGGAAUUUCUGAAGUCUUCCUUACCCGAAGACCAGCUUAUAGAGAAGAUUCGGGACGUGCAUGUCAUUGGUAUCCGCUCGAAAACAAAACUUACGGCUCGCGUGCUGAAAGAAGCUCGGAACCUCAUAGUGGUGGGCUGCUUCUGUAUUGGAACCAAUCAAGUCGAUCUCCAAUAUGCGGCAGACCACGGCAUUGCAGUCUUCAACUCUCCGUUCAGUAACUCACGAAGUGUUGCCGAGCUGGUCAUUGCCGAAAUCAUUACUCUUGCUCGUCAGCUUGGCGACCGCUCCAAUGAAAUGCACAAUGGCACCUGGAACAAAGUCAGCAAUAAAUGCUGGGAGAUUCGCGGGAAAACUUUGGGAAUUAUCGGGUAUGGGCACAUUGGUGCUCAGCUAUCGGUCCUUGCAGAAGCCAUGGGCAUGUCUGUUCUUUUCUACGACGUGGUAAACUUGAUGGCCCUAGGAACUGCCUGCCAAGUGCCUACCUUGGAGAGCUUGCUCUCGCAAUCGGACUUUGUCACAUGCCAUGUGCCCGAGCUCGCAGAGACGAAAAACAUGAUCGGUCAACCUCAAUUUGAGCAAAUGAAACCAGGCAGCUACCUGAUAAACGCUAGCCGUGGAAGUGUCGUCGAUAUCCCGGCAUUAAUCCAAACAAUGCGUUCUGGCCGUGUCGCUGGUGCUGCACUUGAUGUUUAUCCAAACGAACCUGCCGGUAACGGUGACUAUUUCAACAAUGAUCUCAACACUUGGGGGGCUGAUCUCCGCGGUCUCAAGAACGUGAUUCUUACCCCUCAUAUUGGGGGUAGUACCGAGGAAGCGCAGCGUGCCAUUGGUGUCGAGGUGGCGGAUGCCUUGGUGAGAUACGUUAACGAAGGCACAACGUUGGGUGCUGUCAAUCUUCCCGAGGUCGCUCUUCGUUCUUUGACCUUGGACGAGCCGAACCAUGCUCGGGUUGUUUAUAUUCACCAGAAUAUUCCCGGUGUCCUACGAAAAGUAAACGAGGUCCUCGGUGACCAUAACGUCGACAAACAAAUGACGGAUAGUCGCGGUGAUGUCGCCUAUCUAAUGGCUGACAUCAGCAAUGUCGAUAACACAACCAUCAAAGAUCUCUACGAAAGGCUAGAGAGCCUCUCCUCGCGCAUUAUGACUCGGAUCUUGUAUUAG